This is a messenger RNA of Neltuma alba, 1243 nucleotides long. RefSeq names its product proline-rich protein 4. NCBI's taxonomy places the organism in Eukaryota, Viridiplantae, Streptophyta, Magnoliopsida, Fabales, Fabaceae. Bases 88 to 936 code for a protein of 282 amino acids. The record is from RefSeq and is a predicted model, not a curated record. The transcript has 2 exons.
UUGCCAUAUAUAUAUAUAUAUAUAUAUAUAUAUAUAUAUAUUGAAGAUUAUAUUGUGGCAUUAUUAUUGGUGUAAUCAGAGUCUCUCAUGAAGAAGAAGAGUUCCACAAUGGAUUGCCUUCUUUUGCGCUUCUUGGUGCCUUUGUUUCUUCUUGUCUCCUUCUCUUCCUCUUAUUCUUCUGCAGAUGAAGCCUUUUCAGGUGAUGAAGUCAACGCCCUUGGAAAUGAAGACUUGACAAGAACAACGUUGAAGAAGGGUGAGAAUGAGGAAGAGAAGUUCAAGUUUAUUCCACAUCACAAGCCAUUCUUCAAGAAGCCAUUCUUCAAGAUCCCUCCAAAAGUCCCACUGAAGCCAUUCCCAGUUGUUGGAAAACCAAUUCCAGUCAAUGAUGAGAAGCCAUUGCCAAUUCCCGGAUUCAAAAAGCCUUUCCCUAAGCCUUUCCCAUUUGUGAAGAAGCCAAUCCCUAAGCCUUUCAUUCCAAAGCCAAUUCCCUUUGUGGAAAAACCAUUUCCCAAGCCUCUUCCAAAGCCAAUUCCCUUUGAAAAGAAACCAUUUCCCAAGCCUCUUCCAAAGCCAAUUCCCUUUGAAAAGAAACCAUUUCCCAAGCCUCUUCCAAAGCCAAUUCCCUUGGAGGAGAAACCAUUUCCCAAGCCUCUUCCAAAGCCAAUUCCAUUUGAGAAGAAACCAUUUCCCAAGCCUUUCAUUCCGAAGCCAAUCCCAGUUGAUGAUGAGAAGCCAUUGCCAAUUCCUGGGUUCAAGAAACCCUUUCCAAAGCCUUUCCCUAAGCCUUUCAUUCCAAAGCCAGUUCCUUUUGUGAAGAAGCCAAUUCCUAUUGUGGAGAAACCAUUUCCCAAGCCAAUUCCAUUGGUGAAGAAGCCAUUUCCAAAGCCUUUUCCAUUCCCAAAAAAGCCCUUCUUCCCACCAGUGAAUCCUUGAAACAUAAACUUUUCUAAAACCCUAAUUACAUUAUAUCCUUCCAUAUUACUGAAACAAAAACUAUCCGUGCCUUGUGUUGAAGUUAAAUAAUUAAUUAAUCCUCUCCUUUCUGGUUCUAUCUCAGGAUCAUCUGUUACUAUUUCAUCUGAAUUUGCAGAAAUAUUAGCUUAUGCAUCUCCAGUUUGUUUUGUAUUUGCCUUUUAUAUAUGCUGCUAUAAAUUAAAUAAAGCUUAUAAAUUAAAGCAGCAAUUACAUUACGUGUAUGUCACAAAAAUCCAUAUUAAUUGGAUGUAGUCCUUGUUAAUUA